This is a messenger RNA of Capsicum annuum, 981 nucleotides long. RefSeq names its product 40S ribosomal protein S8. Lineage: Eukaryota; Viridiplantae; Streptophyta; Magnoliopsida; Solanales; Solanaceae. Gene Ontology annotation, molecular function: structural constituent of ribosome. Gene Ontology annotation, cellular component: cytosolic small ribosomal subunit; ribosome. Gene Ontology annotation, biological process: maturation of SSU-rRNA from tricistronic rRNA transcript (SSU-rRNA, 5.8S rRNA, LSU-rRNA); translation. The record is from RefSeq and is a predicted model, not a curated record. The coding region runs from base 125 to 787 and encodes 220 amino acids. The transcript is spliced from 5 exons.
UAAAAUUCUAGGGUUUUAACUUAUUAUAUAAGCUAGUAAAACCCAGCUCAUUGUACCCAAUUUCAGCGCCGCCCGCCGUCAUUGUGUACACCUAAACCCUAACGUUCCUCCGUCGCCGGCGACAAUGGGUAUCUCUCGUGAUUCUAUGCACAAGAGACGUGCUACUGGAGGAAAACAGAAGGCUUGGAGGAAGAAGAGAAAGUAUGAGCUUGGCAGACAGCCAGCAAACACAAAGCUGGUGCCAAAUGCUAAGACUGUUAGAAGAAUAAGAGUCCGAGGAGGUAAUGUGAAGUGGCGUGCAUUGAGGUUGGAUACUGGGAAUUACUCUUGGGGUGGCGAGGCUGUUACAAGGAAAACUCGUCUAUUGGAUGUGGUGUAUAAUGCCUCCAACAAUGAGUUGGUUAGGACACAAUCCUUGGUGAAGAGUGCAAUUGUUCAGGUUGAUGCAGCUCCAUUUAAACAAUGGUAUCUCCAGCACUAUGGAGUUGAGAUUGGCCGCAAGAAGAAGGCUGCUGCUUCCAAGAAGGAAGGAGAGGAGGCUGAGGCUGUACCAGAGGAGAAGAAGAGUAACCACGUCCAAAGAAAGCUGGAAAAGAGGCAACAGGAUCGCAAGAUUGACCCACACGUUGAGGAGCAAUUUGCUAGUGGGCGUUUAUUGGCGGCAAUCUCAUCACGACCUGGCCAGUGUGGUCGUGCUGAUGGUUACAUCUUGGAGGGUAAGGAACUCGAGUUUUACAUGAAGAAACUUCAGAAGAAGAAAGGGAAGGGCGCCGGUGGUGCUGCCUAAAGUUGCAGGCUCCAAAUUUUAAAUUAUCUGAAGUUCAGAACAAAUUAGAUUUGAUUUUUGUUCCCUAUUGAACAGUCUCACUUCAUUUGAAAGGGGAUGAUAAACUUCUUGUAUCUGAGUAUCAAGUUUGUUUUGCAUAUGGUUAACUGACAGUUUUGAGAACCACUACUUAGUUGAAAAAAGAAUUUUGACAA